Messenger RNA from Elgaria multicarinata webbii, 4307 nucleotides. RefSeq names its product NFKB inhibitor zeta (gene NFKBIZ). The coding region runs from base 99 to 2222 and encodes 707 amino acids. The transcript is spliced from 12 exons. NCBI's taxonomy places the organism in Eukaryota, Metazoa, Chordata, Lepidosauria, Squamata, Anguidae. The record is from RefSeq and is a predicted model, not a curated record. Gene Ontology annotation, biological process: regulation of gene expression. Gene Ontology annotation, molecular function: POU domain binding; DNA binding. Gene Ontology annotation, cellular component: nucleus.
UUGCCGCGUCUGCUGAGCCGAAGCUGCUCGCUUGGCUCAGCCGCCGCCUCCACCUUUCUUCGCGUUUCCCGCCUCGCAGCCCCUGCCCGACUCCAGCCAUGAUUGUGGACAGCAGCCGAGACGCGCAGCUAGACGGCGACUGCGGCUCCAUGAGCAGCCCGUUUAACUUGGCUUUUUUCUACGGAGCAUCUCCCCACUCCAGCGAGGGGAGCUGCUCGCCCACAAACUCCGCUCCGGGAUCCCCGGGGUCCGAUUCCGAGUGCUCCAACAACGGUAGAGGCAACAGUAGCAGCGGCGGAGGCGACAACGACUUCUCCAGGAGGCGCUGUUCCCGGAGCAGCGCGCACUCAGCCGGGGAAGUUGAGCAACAUAUGGGGGGAGGAAAGCAACAGAGAGGACCUUUCCAAGGCGUUCGUGUGAAAAACUCUGUGAAAGAACUGUUGUUGCAUCUUAGAAACAAUAAACAGAUGUCCUCAGAUCACAGUGCAGAUAUCUUAAAGGCACAGGGAGGAUUACAAAAUUAUGACCCAUAUACAGAAUUGAAAAACAUAUUAACUCAUAGUCGGAAAAGAAAAUCUCACGAAUCUCUUUCUGAUGGACCCUGUUACAAAAGAACAGCUACUUUUCAACCUCACCUCUUGACACCUCCACAGACACCAACAUCAAUGGAUAAUAUGGAAGAUGCCCAUAUGAAUGAGCCCAAACAAGAUAGCAGUUGUGAUAUGCUGCAGAACAUAAUCAAUAUUAAGAAUGAAUCGAGUCCAGUUUCUUUGAACACUGUGCAAGUUAGCUGGCUUCACACCAUGGCUAAUCCCAACUCUCCAAGGGAACAAUAUCAAGAGAUUGCUGGUGCACAGGCUUUCUCGCCUCCUCAAAAGUACCAAACAUUUCAAGGUAGCAGCCCUUCACAAAUGCUAGAACUGCCCCAGAAUUACCAGUUUUCUCCUACGCAAGCCCAGGACUUGUCACAACAUUACAGUCAGAAUUCACUUCUGGAGUACAGGCCACACUCUGCAAGCAGCCAGUCCUCUGACUAUCAACAAAAUGUUUUUGAAAGCCAAGAUAUGCAGUAUCAAAGCUUUGCUUCUCUCUUAAGCGAUUCAGAAAGACCAGACAACAUUUCAGCCUCCCUCGCUGAACCACUGCCUGGUACUCAUCAGCAAACUGAUGUCAGUAGCCACCCUCAGCAUUUCAGCCAGCUACCUAAUAAUAUCUGCAGUAGCCUUGAGGAGCAUGGCUUACCGCUGGCUGCUUCAAAUAUGUCUGUGCAACAUCAGGGUAUUGCUACAAACACUGCACAGUUGGGCAAAUCGUUUUUCCAGUGGCAAGUGGAACAGGAAGAAAACAAACUGACCAACAUCUCUCAAGAUCACAUCCUUGCUAAAGACUCUGAUGGUGAUACGUUUCUCCACAUUGCAGUUGCCCAGGGACGCCGGGCAGUUUCCUAUGUGUUGGCAAGAAAGAUGGCGGCUCUGCACAUGCUGGAUAUUAAAGAACACAAUGGCCAGAGUGCCUUACAGGUGGCUGUUGCUGCAAAUCAGCAUCUUAUUGUGCAGGAUCUGGUUGGCCUUGGGGCACAAGUAAAUACUACAGAUUGCUGGGGUAGAACACCAUUGCACGUGUGUGCUGAAAAAGGCCAUGCGCAAGUCCUUCAGGCAAUCCAGAAAGGAGUCAUUGUAAGCAAUCAAUAUGUAGAAUUGGAAGCAACUAAUUAUGAUGGUUUAACAGCAUUGCACUGUGCAGUAGUGGUCCAUAACGCUGUGGUCCAUGACCUACAGAGCCAGCAGUCACACCACACUCCUGAAGUCCAGGAACUAAGGCUGAAAAGCAAGAGGUUGGCAGACACAAUCAAAUUUCUUAUCCAGAUGGGGGCCUCUGUUGAAGCCAGAGAUCGUAAAAGCGGCCGUUCAGCCCUUCACCUAGCAGCUGAAGAAGCAAAUGUGGAACUCCUUCGUCUGUUUUUAGAGCUGCCAACUUGCCUUUCUUUUAUCAAUGCCAAGGCUUACAAUGGCAACACAGCACUCCAUGUCGCUGCCAGCUUGCAGCAUCGGGUGACUCAGCUGGAUGCAGUUCGCUUGAUGAUGCGAAAAGGAGCUGAUCCAAGUGCCAGGAACCUGGAAAAUGAGCAGCCAGUUCAUCUGGUUCCUGAUGGACCUGUAGGAGUUGAGAUAAGACGGAUCUUGAAAGGGAAAACAGUUCCGCAGAGAUCAUCAGUCUAUUAAGCUCCAUAAAUACCAAUCACCCAUACUCGCUGUCAGUUAGGCAGCCCCAGUGUAACUGAAAAUAUACCAUUUGUCCAGUGGAGACAAAUGUUAGUUGUUUCUAUGAAACAAAAAUAUUUUGUUCACUAUGAUAUAGUGGGUUAAUGACAAUUCUUCUGAACAGAUGGGCAUGUUUCAUACCCAGGUACUCUGCAUCAGUCUGAACUGCUCAGAUUAGCAGUUACAAAAAAAGAACUGACUUAGACUGCAAUCUUGGAAAUACCUACCUGGGGAUACGCCCCUUGUAUAGGAUUGCGCAGUUACUGACUUAAUACAGCAGCAUAACAAAAACCAUGAACAAUUGUAUUAUCUUUGAAGGAGAAACUUAAAACACUUUAGAGCUGUUGUUUAUGAUAUGAAGCCUCAGCUUAAGAAUACUAACAUAACAUUUAUAUCAUAGCUUUUAAAAAAAUAGUUCUUGUAUUGGUUACUUUGUAAUUUUUGAAUUGUGAUAAUCUUUUGAACUUCGAUAAACGAUACAGUAAUUUAAAACUUUUAAAUUUGAGAGUUCUGUGUAGAAUUCAAUUAAGAUUUUAUUUUAUAAGUAUUUAAUAGUGUUUAUAUGUUUGUGUAGAAAGGGCUGGUUUUUGUGGAGCACACUUAGCAAACUAGUUUAGGAAGGGAACAUUUUCCAUCUGCAGUUUUCAUAAGCUACAGCAACAGUUCAUAAAAACACAUAGAAAUUGUUUUGAACUUGUGUUUAUUCUUUUUAAAGUUACUCAAAUUAUUGCUUUUACUUUUGAUUGGAAUAGCAUUGGAGAUUUACACCAGUAGAUACAGUUUCUUCCUAUUUUAAUAGUCUCCUUCCACAUAUCUCUGAGUUUCCAGCUUAGCUGACAGAUGUAAGGCAGGGGGCGAGGGGAGGCAGUGUUAUCUUAACCCCCAGAUCUAGCUUGCUGGAGGGGUUAAAAUUAGGCGGCGGAUGAAGCACCUUACCUUGUGAGAAAAUUCUAAAGCAGGCUUCUCUAACCUGGUGCCUUCCAUUUAGCUUCAACACCCACUGCCCAUCCUGCUUGGGCUGAUGGGAAUUAAGAGUCCAACAGUAUAGAAAUAUAAUAAAUAAAAAAUAUAUAAAUUAACUAAAUCUGGAGGGCACCUGGCUGUGGAAGGCUGUGCUAAAGCUUUUGGGGCUUUUAGUUGAGAAAACAAAGAUGACUGUGGGGUGGGGGGAAUGGUAGGGAUUUAUACAGUUAUGUAUAGUGGGGAGAAAGUGGAUAGAGAAAUGUUCUCCUGUUCCCAAAAUAGGUUAGAGGUGGUGGGUAUCACCGAGUGAAAUUAAUUUGUAGUAUAUUUAGGAUAGGUAAGAAAUGUCUUCAUAAAAUGCAUAAUAAACUUAAGAAAUUCAGUGCCACAGUAUGUGCUGAUGGCUACUGACUUAGAUUGCUUUAAAGAAAUAUUAGAGGAAUUCAUGGAGGACUGGUUUUUCAAUGGCUAUUAGUCACGGUAACAUAUGGAGUGUCCAGUCCCAGAGGCAAUAUACCCUUGAAUACCAGGUUUCAAAGGUACUUACAGGCUUCAUAAUGGCAUCUGGCUGAUGGAAGGAUGCUGAGCUAUAUGGACCCUUGGUCUGAUCCAGCAGAGUCUCUCUCCUUAUAUUCUUAUACUGAAUUGAUUCUCUAUUCUUGAAUUGAAAAAAGUACUUCUCAGGGCUUUGCAAAAUUUAGUUCUAUUGUACUGUUUUACCUUAUAGGUAUAGUAGGCAGAUAAAUACCAAUGUUUUUAAAAUGGUAGUAAUUAUUUUUGUGCGUGCCAAAUUUAUAUUUUUACUUCAAAGAUUGUAAAUGAAAUAUAUUAAAUAAUUUUAUGUAGUAAUUGCUUUCAGAAUUACACAGCUUGUUUUUAAGUCUAGUCCACUGCACAUUUACUUUUUCUUGAAGGACUAUCCUGUAUCACAUAUUAUUUUCCAUAGUUCAUCUGAUCAUAUUGUUUGACCAAGUAUGUCUUGUAGACAACUAACUGGAGAAAUUGUAUCUGCAAAUAUUAAAGCAGUGCUUAUUCUUGUAAUUUCAAAUGCAAUGUUUGGAAUAAAGUUAUUUUAAUCAAUAA